AUGGCUGAAGAUGAAGCAAAAGAGUCGCGGCUCCGGACGCACCUGCGUACUGCUCUCUUCUACACCGGCAUCUUCCUCGUCGUCUUCUGCGGCGGGGUCAUCUUCUUCAUGCCCUUUCUUCUGGCGACAAACUUCUGUGUCUCUUUAGUCCUUAUCGCCCAGAGCCUCAUUCGCGUCGGGCCGUUGCCUAGUACAAAUGGGCAUCGCGGGCGGGGCGGGGCUGUCCACUUGUGCCUCAUCUUUCCGGCGUCCAUGAUAUUCACGUUCGUGCUUCCGAGUUACUUCGUCCUGUCGGGAAGGGUCCGCGAUGCCGUCCUAAGUCUGCCGAAGCGCUUCGGCUCGCCUAAGGAUGCAGAGCACGUGGACUCAACUGAGAAGGUCGUGAUAUGGCUCGCUCGAUCUUCCUGGAGCUACUUUCUGAGUAUGGGCACCCGGACCGGCGCAACAAUUGGCUCCUGCUUUUGGGCAGAAUCGGGAUCGACUGGUCGUGUAUCCUCGACGAAUUCGACUACCCUAUGGCGUACCGUGAACUCGGCAAUUGUCGACUUCGUGGUCUUGCGCAGCAUGAAUUUCGAGGCCAGGGUCCUUCGUGUACUCCGAUGGGUGCAGAGCCUCAUUGCUGUCAUCGUCAUCGCCCCAGGCUUUUACUUCGGAUCAGAGCCUGAGGGUUCAGGCGUUGUGCCCAUGUUUUUCUCAUUGCAGCUUCAAGUCUGGCUGGCUCCAGUGGGGUUUCUGAUGUACUUCUUGGACCGUCUAAAGACAGCUGCUUCUGAAUUGGACUCACUAGAGGGGCCAGAGUUUGAUACUCUGAGUGGUACGCGCAAAGAAGGUUUGGUGAUAGUUCUGGUCAUAGAACCGGGCCAUCGCGAGCAACCAAUCUGUUGCCGCCUCAAGGUCAACGAUCUGGCUUCGACACAGAGCAUUCAGUAUGAAGCUCUUUCAUGCGUCUGGGGUCCGCCAGGUCUGGCUGAGGCAAUCCAGAUCAAUCACAGUGCAUUCGCGGUGUCUACCGCUCUAUUCCAGGCACUUCUGCACCUUCGCCGCCGCAGAGAGCCACGAGCAAUUUGGAUAGACGCAAUUUGCAUCAACCAAGCAGAUCUCGCUGAGAGGAGCGCCCAGGUCCUACUGAUGCAGCACAUCUACUCGAUGGCUUCCGGUGUGGUUGUGUGGCUAGAUGAAGUUCAACCUUGGGGGCUGGGGAAUCUGGUCGAGGCGGCAAAUAGUUCUCUCGAGGCACAUAACUGCAUACACUACGGAGCUGUCAAAGUGUUGUCAAACCUGCUCCGAAGACCCUGGUGGACCCGAGUCUGGGUGACCGAGGAACUUGUCUUGGCCCGCGACGUCACGGUUUGCUGUGGCUCGCAGACUCUGGGCUGGGAUCGUUUCUGCUGGUUUAUGGACAGCAGCGCAUUGCUGCCUUUGUUCCCGAGUACUGGUAUAUAUAUUGACGAGUUUCGAGCGUUGCGGGACAACUGGAGAGCCAGGACGACGAUUUCGUCACUUGGUGAUGCACCAAAAGCCACAGGCUCCGAGGAUGUCGUCCAACCCCGCGAGGCUCGGGCGUCAGACCUAUUGUCCCUGAUCUAUGACUUUCGCUCUAGACGGGCCACCGAGCCUCGUGACAAGGUCUUCGCUUUCCAAGGACUGGCGCAGGGGAUCGGUGGCCUUUCCCUAGCCUCAGGCCAGCCGAUUGACUUAGAGACACUCCUUGUACGACCUGAUUACGAACGCCGCAGCUCGCUCAUGUCUACCGACCUGGCGCGAAGACACAUCCGGCGAACAAAGAGCCUAUCGGUCAUGGCUCUAGCAGAAUGGGCGAGGCAGACGAGCCCAUCAAUGCCUAUGGACACGGGCCUGCGCUUCCGGCCGUUCUGGACUGGACUACCGGGCGAGGGGGACGAUAAUUUUUCCUCGGCUGGAAAUAUUCCGGUCCAGGCACUUCCGCCAGAGCCAGAUUCUCUCACAGUUCCUCCAGAUUGGAAGCAUCUUGAUCUAGAUGGCUAUGCAAACUAUAAUGGGAAUCCACACAAGCUGGAUGUUCAGGUGUUGUCUCAUCUGAGCGAUAACGUAGUGGAAACUGGGCCGUUGGCCGGAGGAUCUAUCAACGCGCUGGUCAACUCGACCAUGAAAGUUAUCAGCAGGCAAGCAUCAACGAUGGUGAACUCAUUCCAGGGCCGGAAUGCAUGGGACUCGGUAUUGCCUACCUGGCGACGGAUGGCAAUGGAAGCUCAUAAGAGCCGCAAAUCUGAACUGGGACAGGCAACAUUCGAAGAAGAAUUCCAACUUAGCAUCACGGCGGGAGAAUUCUCGGCUGAGCCUUCCUCGGCCAGUCAACAAAUUGGCUACACAUCGUCUCGGACAGCCGAAGCCAGCACAGCAUCGGCAAAGAAUCAGGCUUAUAUCGCAGCCCGCGAAGCCACCUGCGCCAACAGGGCAAGCUUUGUCACGGCAGGCGGCCACUUCGGAAUCGGGCCCCCGGAUGUUCAGGUCGGCGACGAGGUAUGCGUGGCGAUUGGGAUACAGGUUCCCGUUAUCCUACGGAAAGUAGGGAGCGCGGAUGAUAGGGACCAAUGUCCGCAGUAUGAUCCAAACGACUGGCUGUUCAUCGGAAAGGCGUAUUUACACCAGAAGAUGGUUUACCAUGGCGAUCUUGCUGAGGAGAUUCGAAGUGGCUCGGCCGCUGUUGAGACGCGUGUUUUGACCUAA
Diaporthe citri is the source of this 2706-nucleotide messenger RNA. RefSeq lists its product as uncharacterized. The transcript is spliced from 4 exons. The coding region runs from base 1 to 2706 and encodes 901 amino acids. The record is from RefSeq and is a predicted model, not a curated record. Lineage: Eukaryota; Fungi; Ascomycota; Sordariomycetes; Diaporthales; Diaporthaceae.